UUGACAUGUCUUUGCCAUUAUAGAUCCAUGGUUCUUGUUACCAAUGAAUAGUGUUACCCGGCACCCAUUCUUACGAAUUUAUAAUCUAAGGUUUCCAGUCGUUUCUUGAGCGUAGCGUGUUUUAACUCAUUGAGAGAAUUAACUAUUUCCUAUAAGAGUUUAAAAUAUUGUAAAGAAAAGUGUCGCGAGAAAUCAUCUCCAAUACUCAGAGGAACGAAGUUCCUUACAAACUCGCGUACAAACUUCGUAAUCAACCCGACCUAAAAAACGUGACCAACUUGUCGAGAAUGACGGCAAUAACGGCAAGCGGCGAUGGACGAAGCGCCCAUGGACAGGCCUAUAAAGAUAAAAGUAAACCAACAGAUAUUCGUAGCAGCAAUAUCAAUGCUGCGAAAGCUGUCAGUGAUGCAAUUCGUACCAGUCUUGGUCCUAGAGGAAUGGAUAAAAUGAUUCAAGCUGGGAACGGAGAAGUUACAAUUACAAAUGAUGGUGCAACAAUCUUAAAAGAAAUGAAUGUUGUACAUCCUGCAGCAAAAAUGUUAGUUGAAUUAUCAAAGGCACAAGAUAUUGAAGCUGGAGAUGGUACUACAAGUGUUGUUGUUAUGGCUGGUUCUCUUCUAGAAGCUGCAGAGCGUUUGUUGCAAAAGGGAAUACAUCCUACUUUAAUCAGCGAUGCUUUCCAAAAAGCUGCAGUUAAAGCUGUAGAAAUAUUGACAAAUAUGUCUAUUUCUGUUGAUUUAAAAGACAAACAAUCACUGAUUAGAGCUGCAGCAACCUCCUUAAACUCAAAGGUUGUCUUUCAACAAUCAAGCCUUUUAGCACCACUUGCUGUAGAUGCAGUAUUAAAAGUUACCGAAGAAGGGAAAGAAAUUGCUGUAGAUCUUAAUAACAUAAAAGUAAUCAAGAAGUUAGGAGGUACAGUUGAAGACACCGAACUUGUAGAAGGAUUAAUAUUUACACAAAAAUCUUGUAAUGUUAAUGGACCGAAACGUAUUGAAAAAGCAAAAAUAGGUUUAAUUCAAUUCUGCAUUUCUCCACCUAAAACGGACAUGGAUCAUAAUGUAAUCGUAUCCGAUUACGCUGCAAUGGAUCGUGUUUUGAAGGAAGAAAGAACUUACAUAUUAAAUAUCGUGAAGCAAAUUAAAAAAGCUGGUUGCAAUGUACUCUUAGUACAGAAAUCCAUUCUUCGCGACGCUGUCAGUGAUUUAGCUAUACAUUUUUUAGAUAAAAUCAAAGUUAUGGUGAUUAAAGACAUUGAACGUGAGGAUAUUUCAUUCGUAUGUAAAACGUUAGGUUGUAGACCAAUCGCGUCAUUAGAUCAUUUUGUCGCUGAUAAUCUUGUUAAUGCAGAAUUAUGUGAAGAAGUACAGACUGGAAGCUCUAAGUUUGUUAAGAUCACUAAAAUACAAAAUCCUGGACCAACAGUGACAGUUCUUGUACGAGGUAGUAAUAAAUUGGUCUUAGAAGAAGCGGAACGUUCAUUGCACGACGCAUUAUGUGUAGUACGCUGUUUAGUGAAACAAAAAGCUCUAAUUGCUGGAGGAGGAGCACCUGAGAUAGAGCUUGCACUAAAAUUAGGAGCAUAUGCACAAACUUUAUCGGGCGUUGAUGCUUAUUGUAUUAAAGCUUUUGCAAAUGCAUUCGAGACAAUUCCGUCGACCCUAGCGGAAAAUGCCGGAUUGAAUCCUAUUGCAACUGUAACGGAACUUCGAAACCGACACGCUAAGGGUGAACAUACUACUGGUAUUAAUGUGCGAAAAGGUUCAAUUACUAAUAUCUUGGAAGAAAAUGUGAUUCAACCACUUUUAGUUUCUAUAAGCGCCAUUACACUAGCUUCGGAAACUGUCCGCAGCAUAUUAAAGAUUGAUGAUAUCGUGAAUACAAACCAGUAAUUUAUAGAGAAUAUGAAUUUUACAUCUAAAUUGCACUGCAAAUAUUUUCUCCAUUAAGAAAUGCUGCUGAAACUAUGUUGACUUUAUAAUCUACAAUUUGUUAAAUUAAUGAAAUCAAAUUGCUUAUUAACGUUCUCAAUUUCUUUUAUUU
Molecule: messenger RNA, 2043 nt
Organism: Bombus impatiens (common eastern bumble bee)
Lineage: Eukaryota; Metazoa; Arthropoda; Insecta; Hymenoptera; Apidae
Gene: CCT4
Product: T-complex protein 1 subunit delta
Exons: 9
Coding region: 288-1892 (534 amino acids)
Biological process (GO): protein folding
Cellular component (GO): chaperonin-containing T-complex
Molecular function (GO): ATP hydrolysis activity; ATP binding; ATP-dependent protein folding chaperone
Source: RefSeq, a predicted model, not a curated record